ACCAAAAACAUCAACCUGCGAAGUCCGCUGGACCGCAGACGUCUUCACAGACCAGAGAAAGCGUCCGAGUUCAUGACGUCGUCUGCAUUUGUUGAGCUAAAUGGACAAGUUAAAGAGAGUUUUGAGCGGGCAGGAUGGAAACAGCGACAACAUGGACAUCCUGGAGGCUGCCAACCAGGCCUCCACCCUCGCCUGGGGAACCCGCGUAAAGGCCUUCAUCGCCUGCUUUGUUCUGGGCCUGAUCCUCUCUGUGCUGGGCAGCUGCCUGUUGUGGGUACCAGGAGUCGGCCUGGCGCUGUUCGCCGUCCUCUACACUCUGGGCAAUAUCUGUUCUCUGGCUAGCACCAUGUUUCUGAUGGGUCCUGUUAAACAGCUGAAGAGGAUGUUUGCUAAGGAAAGAGCCCUGGCCACAGCCAUUAUGUUGAUCUGCUUGGUGCUAACCUUGUGUGCUGCUUUCUGGUGGAAGAAUAAUGUUCUUGCACUGUUGUUCUGUGUCCUGCAGUUUCUGGCAUUUGCCUGGUACGGCCUCUCAUACAUCCCGUUUGCAAGGGACGCCAUCAUCAAAUUGUUUUCACUCUGCAUGUAGACAGGACAGAGUGCCUGUUACUCUACCCGCACACAUUUCAUCAUCAC
This is a messenger RNA of Lampris incognitus (smalleye Pacific opah), 633 nucleotides long. RefSeq names its product SFT2 domain containing 2b (gene sft2d2b). Gene Ontology annotation, cellular component: membrane. Gene Ontology annotation, biological process: vesicle-mediated transport. The record is from RefSeq and is a predicted model, not a curated record. Lineage: Eukaryota; Metazoa; Chordata; Actinopteri; Lampriformes; Lampridae. Bases 101 to 586 code for a protein of 161 amino acids. The transcript has 8 exons.